CUCAAAUCUGUUGUGGCGACCACAAAAAACACUUCACUCGAGAUUCAAGGCCUGAAUGCCUCACAAGCGGGACGGCGGUAUCAAAAAUAGUCCUCUGGUGCGGGUCCAACGCUCCUUCGGUGACGUCAUUUAGGCGAGAAGCGAGCCACUCUCACAGCAAACAACAUAGUCGCUCCGAUCACAUCCAUCCUUCUCAUCCAAAUCUCUCCCUUUCUCCACUCCCACCCUCAGUCGCCAUGAACUUCGGAACCGUUGCCCGUCGCGCCUACUCCACUUCGCGCUCCGCCAUCCCUCCCACCAUUGGCUCCACCAAGGCUAUUGGCUCCCCCAAGGAUGCCGCUCGCAUGGCCAAGGUCGUCAGGUUCUACAAGGGUCUUCCUAACGGCUCCGCCCCUACUACCCGCUCUACCGGCUAUAAGGCCCGCCACUUUGACGGCAAGAACUCUGAUAUGACCCCCGUCUUCCAGACCAUGGCUGUCAUCUUUGCUAUCUCUUACACCAUCGACUACCAGUUCCACUUGAAGCACCACAAGAACGUUGCCCACCACUAAACGUAGUGCUUUCAUGGAAUGGAUAAUAAAAACAAAUAAUCAUGAACUCAGGAAGCUAAAGAACAAAGCGAAAUACGAAUCCAACGAGCGAGAAUCAUUCAAUGGACGUCGUGUAUUAUGAAUGAGAUCGACGUGUGGAAGAAUAGACAACCUGCCCAGGAUAACAUCAAGUCCUACGUCCAUCUCGAACAAUACUAAGCAACACUCGAUCUACUGUCCUCUUGUUCAAAUGCAAAUUAUUUUUUUUAAUGACGAUACAAAAUAUAAAAACGA
Messenger RNA from Gamsiella multidivaricata, 824 nucleotides. RefSeq names its product mitochondrial F1-F0 ATP synthase subunit F of fungi-domain-containing protein. The transcript is spliced from 4 exons. Gene Ontology annotation, biological process: proton motive force-driven ATP synthesis. NCBI's taxonomy places the organism in Eukaryota, Fungi, Mortierellomycota, Mortierellomycetes, Mortierellales, Mortierellaceae. The coding region runs from base 237 to 551 and encodes 104 amino acids. The record is from RefSeq and is a predicted model, not a curated record.